AUGCUCUUCCUCGUGGCGGCCGUGUCCGCCUUCGCGCCGAUCGACCCGGGCGCCACGUGCGGCGUCGAUGGCAUCGACGAAACCGUCGAGAACGACGAGUAUCACCACUCCUUCCACGCGGGCUACCGCACCUGCGCAUCAGGCUUGCACGCUACCGCGUUCGGCGAAUCUUCCGUAGCCUCGGGCGCAGACGCCACUGCGGCCGGAAAAGACACCGUUGCGUCGGGUAACCAAUCGACAGCGACCGGCCACGGGACGGUGGCUUCGGGCACGGCCUCCACCGCGAUGGGGAGGUCUACCGAAGCAAGCGGCGGCUCCUCCCUGGCGACGGGCUACAACACCAAGGCGACGAACGACCGCUCCACCGCAAUGGGGAGCGAAACCGAAGCAAGCGGCUACAUCUCGCUGGCGACGGGUAAGGAAACCAAGGCGACGGGCCAGUACUCCACCGCAAUGGGGCUCGAAACCAAGGCGACGGGCGCAUCCUCCACCGCAAUGGGGCUCGACACCGAAGCAAGCGGCUUAACCUCCCUGGCGACGGGCUACUACACCAAGGCGACGGGCACCCACUCCACCGCGAUGGGGAAGUCUACCGAAGCAAGCGGUAAGCACCGCCCACACCGAGGCGACACCCAGAGCCUCGUGGGGCUGCGCUCCUAUCAUCACGCCGCCCCCCCAAGGCAAUUUAUGAAGGGUCUACUUUGA
This is a messenger RNA of Emiliania huxleyi CCMP1516, 705 nucleotides long. RefSeq lists its product as hypothetical. The coding region runs from base 1 to 705 and encodes 234 amino acids. The record is from RefSeq and is a predicted model, not a curated record. Lineage: Eukaryota; Haptophyta; Isochrysidales; Noelaerhabdaceae. The transcript has 4 exons. Gene Ontology annotation, cellular component: outer membrane.